AUGCGGCGCGGUCUUUCGAUAUCUCUCCUCGCCUGCCUCAUUGUUAUCGUUCUCCUGAUUCGCAACAUCUGGAUACUUUUAUCGCUUCUUGUCGAAGAUGCUGCCGCUGACGCGAUCCACCACGAGAAUAUUCCUGAGGUCUGGUUUGGGGCCCAGAAAAGCUGUAUUGACCUGCACCCGGACUACGAGUAUAUUUUGUGGACGGAUGAGAAGGCGCGUAACUUUAUCGCUGCCAAAUAUCCCUGGUUCCUUGAGACCUUUGAUGGCUAUAAAUACCCUAUCCAGCGCGCAGACUCGAUUCGCUAUUUCGUUCUGGCCUACUAUGGCGGAACUUACAUUGAUUUGGACGACGGCUGUAAUCGUCGAUUGGAUCCCCUGCUGGCUUACCCAGCGUGGCUACGCCGCACUGUACCAACUGGGAUCUCCAAUGAUGCAAUGGGCUCUGCGCCCCAGCACCCCUUCUUCCUGCGCGUAAUCGAAUUGCUCCAGCAGUACGAUCGUGACUGGCCUCUCCCUUAUAUUACUGUCAUGUACUCUACCGGGCCACUCUUCCUAUCAGUUAUCUGGGAAGAGUAUAUACAAGAUCCCCCGUCCGAAACGAACCGUAUCCGUGUUCUUAUGCAGGAUGAGUACAAGAACCACCUUUGGAGUUUCUUCACCCACCACACAGGAAACAGCUGGCACGGCAAGGAUGCACAGUUCAUUUUCUGGAUGGGCCAACACUGGAUGCUUCUCACUUUCUGCGGCGUCCUCCUCGCUUUCGCCGUCGGCUCCUGCCUCUUUUGGGCCUAUUAUCGAAUCGUACUACGACGAAAUCAGUAUCGAUACAGCUAUACCAGUGUCCCUUCAGGGAUUUUCCUUUCCAGUAUAUCACUCUCGCCUCUGCAGCGUGCGCGUCGCGGGGUUUCCACGCUACUGCCAGUGGGGAGGGUAAGCUUCGAAGAAAGCAAGGCUACCGAUGUUUCGUGCGAACUCGGUCGCAACGAAGACUAA
Penicillium waksmanii is the source of this 993-nucleotide messenger RNA. RefSeq names its product glycosyltransferase family 32 protein. The record is from RefSeq and is a predicted model, not a curated record. The coding region runs from base 1 to 993 and encodes 330 amino acids. The transcript is spliced from 5 exons. NCBI's taxonomy places the organism in Eukaryota, Fungi, Ascomycota, Eurotiomycetes, Eurotiales, Aspergillaceae. Gene Ontology annotation, biological process: mannosyl-inositol phosphorylceramide biosynthetic process. Gene Ontology annotation, molecular function: mannosyltransferase activity.